Molecule: messenger RNA, 324 nt
Organism: Trichoderma virens Gv29-8
Lineage: Eukaryota; Fungi; Ascomycota; Sordariomycetes; Hypocreales; Hypocreaceae
Exons: 1
Molecular function (GO): protein binding
Source: RefSeq, a predicted model, not a curated record
GAAAUAGUCACACUACUUCUCCAGCACAAAGCUAGCCCAAUCGUAUUCGACAAACAAAAGCAGACACCUUUACACUUUGCUUGUCGAUCUGGGGACUUGGGCAUCGUCAUAACCCUAGUUGGGGCGUUGAUUGAGGAGCGCUCAAUUGACAUCCGAAAUGAUAGCAACGAAUCUGCCCUCCAUAUUGCAGCUGCCUGUGGACAUUUGGAGAUUGUCAGGUUCUUGCUUGAAAGCGGAGCGGAAGCUUUAGCUGAGGAUAGCGAGAAGCGAACACCAAUUGAUCUUGCUGCAAUCGCUGGCCAUUUGGGCGUGUUGAAGACGCUC